AUGCCUGAUAACACUGAAACUACUAUCACCCAAACUCAAUCUGGAAAUGGAGUAACCUUCGAUCCAAACCAUCCCUACUUCCUCCAUUCUUCUGAUGCACCUGGAAUGACUUCAGUGAAUGCAAUCUUCACUGGUAGAGGUUUUCAGGGAUGGAGAAGGUCUGUGCUAAUUGCACUUUCAGCCAAGAAUAAGUUAGGCUUCAUCAAUGGAACAUGCCCAGCUCCAGCUGCUACUUCUAAGGAUUUUCAGCCUUGGAGUAGGUGCAAUGACAUGGUCAACUCCUGGCUUCUAAAUUCCCUCUCCAAAGACAUUGGAGACAGUGUUAUUUACUCAAAAUCUGCUAAGGAUCUGUGGAACAGUCUUGAGCAUAGGUUUGGACAGUCAAAUGGUGCCAAACUCUAUCACUUGCGCAAAGAAUUAUCAGGGUUAGCUCAAGGAACAACUGAUAUAGCAGGAUACUUUACCAAACUCAAACGUUUAUGGGAUGAGCUAGACUCUCUGAAUUGUGAUGUCAGGUUUGUAUGCUCUUGUGUUUGUGAUGGAAAGGAAAAGUUAGAAAAGUCCUUAGAAGAUGAAAGGCUAAUUCAGUUUCUAAUGGGAUUGAAUGACUGUUAUGGACAAGCUAGAGGAAAUAUUUUCAUGAUGAACCCUUUACCCAACAUCAAUCAUGCCUAUACUUUGGUUCUACAAGAUGAAAACUAG
This is a messenger RNA of Nicotiana attenuata, 702 nucleotides long. RefSeq lists its product as uncharacterized. The coding region runs from base 1 to 702 and encodes 233 amino acids. The transcript has a single exon. NCBI's taxonomy places the organism in Eukaryota, Viridiplantae, Streptophyta, Magnoliopsida, Solanales, Solanaceae. The record is from RefSeq and is a predicted model, not a curated record.